Molecule: messenger RNA, 891 nt
Organism: Dichomitus squalens LYAD-421 SS1
Lineage: Eukaryota; Fungi; Basidiomycota; Agaricomycetes; Polyporales; Polyporaceae
Exons: 2
Coding region: 1-891 (296 amino acids)
Source: RefSeq, a predicted model, not a curated record
AUGGACAAACCGGAACAGGCCGGACGCAUCCUGGCCAUCGUCCCCCACAGUGGGGGCCAGAGGUUCCUCCUCGAACGCAAGUCCUUCACAGAGGACAUCGCAACUUUCUUGUGCUCGCUGCGCUUCAGAGAAGAAGGCUCCACCUCCGACAUCGGCCUGAAGGUCUUUACACCGGUAGCGGCGCAUGGCCUCGACCGCGCCAAAAAGUUCUCCCCUCCCUGGACAUACUUGCUGGAGAUUCCCCAGGGCGACACGCUCCUGCGCCAGUUCCUCCUAUGGCAGGAGGUCUUUGUGAUCCAUACCACCCUGUUGUUCUCAGUUCACGACCUUAGGGAGCCGUCCCCUCUGUGGACGGUCCUAGUUCUCACAGGGACGCCCGGGGCGGUCGCUGACAACCCUGAUGCCAUUAAAGAAAUCCUGGCGGACAUCAAGAGCGCUGCCUGGGCUGACGGCCAGUUCUGUAACUUCGUAGUGGACUGUGUCGAAAAAAACUGGGGCCACACUGGGGACUAUGCCUCAUGCGUCAAAGCUGCGACAGACACUCUGGACUUGACCUUAAGUCGUGGCAAAAGCCACAGAUCGGAACAGCUCAUCGGGUGCUACGUUCUCCUAGCAAAGCCGAUCUCGCCCGAUCGUGAGGAACUCAAAACUUUCAGUAAAUUCCUGGCGGUGCCCGGUGUCUACUGGAGGGGCCCCUACGCCCUCGAAGUCAACAAAGUGAAGGUUGAGUGCAAGAUGUGCAGAGAUGUCACUCACUGUCUGGACGACUGCCCCCUCCCGAGCACGCCGAGUUGGCAGGGCACCCCCCCCCCCACGACGCUAGGGGGCGCUGGGGUGGCAACCUCGACAGUGUCCGCCCCCACGCUGGCGGAACAGGGGCGGAGGCCCUAG